This is a messenger RNA of Boleophthalmus pectinirostris (great blue-spotted mudskipper), 1257 nucleotides long. RefSeq names its product neural retina leucine zipper (gene nrl). The record is from RefSeq and is a predicted model, not a curated record. Gene Ontology annotation, molecular function: DNA-binding transcription factor activity, RNA polymerase II-specific; RNA polymerase II cis-regulatory region sequence-specific DNA binding. The transcript is spliced from 4 exons. NCBI's taxonomy places the organism in Eukaryota, Metazoa, Chordata, Actinopteri, Gobiiformes, Gobiidae. Bases 1 to 1257 code for a protein of 418 amino acids. Gene Ontology annotation, cellular component: nucleus. Gene Ontology annotation, biological process: regulation of transcription by RNA polymerase II.
AUGUCGUCCCCCUCACUGCCCAUGCCCUCUCUGCCCCCUAGCCCUCUGGCAAUGGAGUACCUCAACGACUUUGACCUCCUCAAGUUUGAGGUGAAAUCGGACACUCCUCCUCUGCCUUCUCAAUGCUCCUACUCAAAGUCAGGCUUGUCCCAUGACCCCUCCAGUUCACCAUACACAGGACACCCUCCACAGGACUCCAGUCUCAGUUCUAGCCCAUACAACUCUCUGCCCCCCUCGCCCACAUUGAGUGAUGCCCACCCACCCCCUUCUGGGGCCUCCUCUAUGUCCUCUUCAUCCUCCUCCAUCUCCUUCCCUCUGUCCCUGUCCAGUGGCUUCUCCUCAGGGCUGGGCUCAGGCGCUCAGGGCACUGUGGAGGGCAGCCCGUCCCAUGUGGGGGCUCAGGGACCCACUCCGGCCUCUCUGGAGGACCUCAUCUGGCUGGCCGCGCUGCAGCAGCAGUUUGGAGGAGAGGUGACAGGACCAGCCACCCUGCUUGGGGCCCUGGGGGGAGUCCCGGAGCGAGGGGACAGGGAGCGGGGGCCUGUCAAUGGGUUUCUGGGAUGUGAGGACGCUGUGGAGGCUCUGCUAAACUCAGCUGCUGCAGCUGUCAGCUCACAGUUCCCGGGUCUGUCUCAGAGCUCCAGCAGUAACAUGGGCGACUCGAGUAGUGACAGUGGGGCGGACAUGUCGUGUGGUAAAGCGGGUGACAUGUGCCACCGCCCGCUGGUGUUCCUCUCUUCCACCCCUCAGUCCCUCAGCGGGGCAGGUCCCGGGUCAGGGCCAUACCCCCAGCCACUCAGUCCACAGGGCAGGCUUCACCAUCACCAGCACCACCCACACCACCCCAUGCACCAUCAACAUCAUCCGCAGGUCAGCCAGUGCGGGGUGAACGAGCGCUUCUCUGAUGAGCAGCUGGUGAGUUUGUCGGUGCGGGAGUUGAACCGUCACCUGCGAGGCGUCAGUAAAGAGGAGGUGGUGAGACUCAAACAGAAGCGACGCACACUCAAGAACCGCGGUUACGCUCAGUCCUGCCGCUACAAACGCCUACAGCACAGGCACGCACUGGAGUCGGAGAAACAUGUGCUCACACAACAGUUGGAGCAGCUUCAGUGUGAGCUGACCAGAGUCCUGAGGGAAAGGGACACCUACAAAGCUCGCUACGAAAAGCUCCUGGGCACCACCCACACCGGCAACAGUGACGCCCCGCCCACCCGGCCCUCUAACCCCCCCUCACCGCCUCCGGACUACUUCCUCUGA